UUUUCACAUUCAUUUCACAUUUCACAUUUCACACAAGCAAAAUUAUUCAAUACCCAUUUUUUCCUUUUAAUCUAUUAGCGUUAAACAAACGCAUAGAGGAAAGAGAAAAAAGGGUUUUGCCUUUUACCCUUUAUUGGAUUUGGAUUGUGUUAUACUACUAGUUUAUAGUUUAAUAGUGGAUGAGUUGGUGAAGCGUGAAGUUUCAUCUCAUCGUCCUUUUUGUUUUGAGUUGACGUUUUCUUCUUCAACAAGACUUCAUUGGUUUAUAACAACUCUCAAAAAUUGGAACUUGUUUUUGUUGGUUUUGUGUGAAAAAUUUGUGUGGAAAGAGAGAUGGGUUCGUAUGGGAAUCUUGCGAGGAGGGCUGUGGAUACUGAGAUGCCGAUUAUGGUUAAGAUGCAGGAAUUGCUUCGGGGUGCUAAGAAUGCUGUGUCUUUAGCUCAGGGGGUGGUUUAUUGGCAACCUCCAAAACAAGCAUUGGAUAGAGUGAAAGAACUUGUGUAUGAGCCUUCUAUUAGUCGUUACGGCAACGACGAAGGUAUUCCUGAACUCAGAGCGGCACUAGUGAAAAAGUUGCGUAAUGAAAAUAAUCUGCACAAGUCCUCGGUAAUGGUUACAGCAGGUGCCAAUCAGGCAUUCGUGAAUCUAGUUCUUACUCUGUGUGACGCGGGGGAUUCCGUGGUUAUGUUUGCUCCUUACUACUUCAACUCAUACAUGUCCUUCCAGAUGACUGGCAUUACCGACAUACUAGUCGGUCCUGGUAAUCCGGAAACACUUUAUCCUGAUGUAGACUGGUUGGAAAAAGUGUUAUCGGAAAGGAAACCUGUCCCGAAGCUAGUUACUGUUGUAAAUCCUGGCAAUCCAUCCGGAACCUACAUUCCCGAGCCUCUUCUGAAGAGGAUUGCAAAUCUCUGCGAGAAAGCUGGAUCGUGGCUUGUUGUGGACAAUACAUAUGAGUACUUUAUGUUCGACGAUCUGAAACACUCUUGCGUGGAAGGAAAUCAUGUUGUUAACAUUUUCUCUUUCUCGAAAGCUUAUGGAAUGAUGGGAUGGCGAAUUGGAUACAUAGCGUAUCCUUCUGACGUAGAAGGACUCGCCACCCAGCUUCUGAAAGUCCAAGACAACAUUCCAAUCUGCGCUUCGAUAAUUUCACAACACCUUGCUCUCUACUCCUUAGAAUUAGGACCCGAGUGGGUUACCGAGCGAGUAAAAACUCUCGCAAAGAAUCGACAUAUUAUCUUGGAGGCUCUUUCCUCUCUCGGAGAAGGUUCUAUCAAAGGAGGAGAAGGAGCUAUUUAUCUCUGGGUGAAGAUCCCAACCGGACACGGCUGCGAUGAUUUUGAAGUUGUUCACUGGCUAGCUAAUAGGCACGGGAUUGCUGUUAUCCCGGGAAGUGCAUGCGGUGCUCCGGGCAAUCUGAGAAUUUCUUUCGGAGGACUGACGGAGAAUGACUGUAGAGCAGCGGCAGAACGGCUUAAGAAAGGCUUGGAAGAACUGGCUGCGCGCGGUUUGGUACAAGACUAGUAACGGAAUUUAGUUUCGUCGCGAAAAGAAAUUUAUAGAAAGAAAGUCCAUUUGCCAGUGGAGAAAAUUUGCAGCUGGUGCAUUUGAAUAAAAGUAAAAUUGAUUUUCAGCCUUGUAUACUAUCAACAAGGUUUAAUAAUUUUCAUUUUGAAAAGUAGAUAAAAUGCAUCAUAAACUUUUUUUCAUAUCAA
Molecule: messenger RNA, 1715 nt
Organism: Vicia villosa (hairy vetch)
Lineage: Eukaryota; Viridiplantae; Streptophyta; Magnoliopsida; Fabales; Fabaceae
Product: aromatic aminotransferase ISS1
Exons: 9
Coding region: 334-1524 (396 amino acids)
Biological process (GO): biosynthetic process
Molecular function (GO): pyridoxal phosphate binding; catalytic activity
Source: RefSeq, a predicted model, not a curated record